UGCUGUAAUGUCAGUCCAGGUUUUCCAUGUUUCAUUGUUUUACUGGUGUCAAAGAACUGCUGGGCGAAGGUUUUUCCAUAUGCUUAUUGUAUGGGAAAAAAUGUCAGGACACAAUGUAUCUGUGCUUGGAGUGUUGGCAGCCACUCAUGUUGUUUUGUUUUUGGGUUGGAGGAGCCAGAGGAACAGAUUUCCUGUUUAAGUUCCUAGUGAUUGGCAGCGCUGGGACUGGGAAAUCAUGCCUCCUCCAUCAGUUCAUAGAGAACAAGUUCAAGCAGGACUCCAACCACACCAUCGGCGUUGAGUUUGGCUCCAGGGUUGUCAAUGUUGGCGGCAAAACGGUCAAACUGCAGAUCUGGGACACGGCUGGGCAGGAGCGCUUUAGAUCGGUGACCCGCAGUUACUACCGUGGAGCAGCAGGAGCUCUUCUCGUUUAUGACAUCACAAGUCGGGAGACCUAUAAUGCUCUGACUAACUGGCUGACAGAUGCACGGACACUGGCCAGCCCCAACAUCGUCAUCAUCCUGUGCGGGAAUAAGAAGGAUCUGGAUGCGGACCGUGAGGUCACCUUCCUAGAGGCGUCUCGCUUUGCCCAGGAGAACGAGCUGAUGUUUUUGGAGACAAGUGCUUUAACCGGGGAGAACGUAGAGGAAGCCUUUCUCAUAUGUGCUCGUACCAUCCUCAGUAAGAUUGAGUCGGGUGAGUUGGAUCCGGAGCGGAUGGGUUCUGGGAUCCAGUACGGCGACGCAUCCCUGCGGCAGCUCAGACAGCCCCGGGGCUCUGCUGCACAGGCCAGGCAGCAGUGUAACUGUUAGGGGCCCGGACACCCUGACCGCUGCCUGACAUCAGACCAUACACACACACACAACCUCCCCCCUCAGCUCCGGGUGUCUCUGGGUAUGCACGCCCCUUACCCCUCUCCCAAAUGUGACCCUUCCACACCCAGACACAUCUGGAUAAUUUCUUAUGAAGUCCAUCUGCAACCUUUGACCUCUGACCUCAGAAAGCUGUUCACCUAGGACAGAUCUCCCUGACUGCUUUGCGCUGGGCUGGGAGACCCCUAGCGAGGGGCACGGGCAGUAGAGGUGAAUCACGUCCCGACUGAGAGACUGUGCGUGUUUUUAACUUCUCCUGUGAUUCUUACACACACAGUUCCUUCUUUUAAAGUAACCAGCCAUCAUCUAGACUUCACUAGACUGGGAUAAACCAUUCAACGACAGCAGAUGAAAAAUUCCUAGCUCUUAAACUAGAUAUUGUUGAAGCAUUUUAUACAUUGUGACAUAUCAGAACUUUGUUGGUGUUAAACUGAACGUCCCCUUGAUUUUGUUUCAACAAAAUAUGAUCAGAAAGCCAAAUUACAGCUCUUAAACCCCUUAUACACUCAGAUAUUUACCCUGUUGCAUUGGUCAUGCAUUUAAAGAGCUUCUGAAAGCACAAAGGAGGUGAAGGGGAGAAAGAAACAUCCGUUCAGAUCUUGUCAUUCGGUCUGCGCUAUCUGGCGCAUAUCAGAUGUUUUCCGCCAUCUCAGUCUGGCUUGGGUUAGAGGUUAUCCUUUAACUUAACCUCACCCAUCUUUCUGCACAGACCUCCAACCUUCCUAUUGAAAUUAAGGACAACAAAUCUUGUAAAUUUUGUUCUUAUUUACAUUUCGCAUUUGUUUGGCAGAGACGUAUAGAAAUAUAAAAUAAUACAUUUGUUUAGAGAUUGGUGGUUUAAAAAUGUAUUUCACGAAAUGCCAAAAAAAAAAAAUUUACGUACAAAAAUAAUAGAUUAAAUUGAAACUUUUGGAGUCUGAAUGGGUGAAUCUCCCAAAAAUUCAAGAACAUGUUCGUUAUAUUUCACCCUGAAUUUAAAAGAAUUAAAUUAUAAAUAACAUGUUUCCUAAAGAAAAUAAAGGUUACUUUUGGA
This is a messenger RNA of Sinocyclocheilus anshuiensis, 1905 nucleotides long. RefSeq names its product ras-related protein Rab-4B-like. Lineage: Eukaryota; Metazoa; Chordata; Actinopteri; Cypriniformes; Cyprinidae. The coding region runs from base 27 to 812 and encodes 261 amino acids. The record is from RefSeq and is a predicted model, not a curated record. The transcript has 8 exons. Gene Ontology annotation, molecular function: GTPase activity; GTP binding. Gene Ontology annotation, biological process: Rab protein signal transduction.